Molecule: messenger RNA, 1311 nt
Organism: Fimicolochytrium jonesii
Lineage: Eukaryota; Fungi; Chytridiomycota; Chytridiomycetes; Spizellomycetales; Powellomycetaceae
Product: Calcipressin-domain-containing protein
Exons: 3
Coding region: 255-1025 (256 amino acids)
Biological process (GO): calcium-mediated signaling
Cellular component (GO): cytoplasm; nucleus
Molecular function (GO): calcium-dependent protein serine/threonine phosphatase regulator activity; nucleic acid binding
Source: RefSeq, a predicted model, not a curated record
AUUACAACUGUCAAUCUGAUCCCAACGCGCUUGCGCCCAAACUUGGCAAACAUCGUCGUUCUUCCGCGCUCCCCCUUCCUUUCGCUCCAACGGAUAGGCAACCAACCAUUCUACGUCCUUGCCUAUUCUCGUGAGAACCGCAGUCAGACCUGAAAAGCCCUCGUUCUUCUGGAAUAUCACGCAGUAUAGUUCACCGUACUUAGCUCGUCCGUGGGCUCAACUUGUCCUUCACUACUCUCGCAAACUCGUGCAGUAUGAGGCCAAUAGCAACAAAUACCAUCCUUCUUACGAACCUGCCCUCGGUAUGCUUCAAAGAUGACGGAGAGAAAGUCAAAUCCCUGCUCUCUGGGUACGGGAACGUCAAGAGCGCUGUGCUGUUGAAGUCGUUUAGUCGCAUAUUAGCUGUUUUCCAGCGAACAGCAGACGCUCAGCAUGCUCGUCGGGAGCUGCAUUUGAAUCCGAUUUUAGGGCCGGACGUCAGGGUGUAUUACGGCGAGCAUACCGAUGAUACACACCUCCUCGACCCUUCGGCUGGCACACACAUCAAUUAUCUGCAGGUGCCGGAACUUGAACGCAACUUCCUACUGUCGCCUCCCGGAUCUCCACCCGUGGACUGGGUACAAAUACGAGAAGCCGGCCCAGCAUCAGGUGGACACUCCCAGGCCCUUUUGAAUGCGCUGAAAGAGUUGGAACAUGAUGAUUUCAUGUUGGAGAUGGGCGCACGCGAUGAUGGGGAACAGGAUGUGCCUUUAUCGCCCGUCAGCGAGACAUACGAGGAACAUGCACUGAGCCCUGGCCGACAAAUGCUGGUUUUCAAGCCGCCUUCGCUCUCGCUCAGCCCACCCGGAAGCUUUACAAUGCCGGAAUCGUUACCGGUGGUUAUUGUUGAAGAUACGGAGGAGUCGCAAUCUUUCAAUCUCAAAUCCGAAUCUUUACCGGUGCCGACCUUGGGAAUUCCAGCAAUUGUGGGACGACAGCACGGUGGAUUGCCGAAAACAGCGAUGCCACCGGCUCCGUCGAGAUGAGAUGGGACGAGACGCUGCACAGCCAGCAUAGACGUCCCGCAAAUCCUAACUUCGGCAUGCAAUUGCCGCCUUAGCAACAAUUUUGGUAUCGAUAUAAUCACAUGAGUUGAUGUGGGAGCAGUAGCUAGCUAGUCUGUUCUUUCUCUCCCCAGCAUGGCGGUAGGAUCCGUUCACAACCUGCGGAAUUCACACCACACCCCAAGAGACUGCGUACCGCCCUUCUAUGUACUACGCCCUACUGAAUGUUCCAAAUACAGUCGCUUUGUAGGGUGCCACCGCGGCGGUC